Molecule: messenger RNA, 1867 nt
Organism: Mercenaria mercenaria
Lineage: Eukaryota; Metazoa; Mollusca; Bivalvia; Venerida; Veneridae
Product: nociceptin receptor-like
Exons: 1
Coding region: 215-1327 (370 amino acids)
Biological process (GO): G protein-coupled receptor signaling pathway
Cellular component (GO): membrane
Molecular function (GO): G protein-coupled receptor activity
Source: RefSeq, a predicted model, not a curated record
AUUGAAGACCAAACUAAACGUAGUAAAAGAUUACAGACGCAGUGAUAUAUAACUUCUCAUAUAAAGUGACGAUGAAACAGGUGUCGGACACGGUAGUUUCUCUUUUUCCAACCAGAACCGCUAAUGCAGCAUAUUCAUAGAUGAAACAUUAAAUGGACCGGCAUUCGGGCUAACAUCUUUUAACAUCAUUGAUAAAUUUUCUAAUUACAACAAGAUGAAUACCACGGAACGUCUGUGUUAUCAAAAUGAUUCUGCUGCAGCGUUUUAUGACACAGCGCAAUUCAUAACUGGACUAAUCAUAUACCCUGCACUAUGCUUUCCUGGAAUUGUUGGAAACAUAUUGUCCUUAAUUGUGUUAUUUCACAAAGAUAUGGCAACAUCUACAAAUGUUUAUUUGUCGGCACUGGCUAUAUCAGAUACUGUCAAACUGAUUAACGACCUCUUUUAUUUUAUCUUGAUUCUAAUGAAGCACACAGAAGCUGCAAAUGCUGGAAUGAUUAUGGCGAAUUUGUAUCCCUACGCGCACUACAUUUUCAACUUCGCAGUUUGUGUAACAGCAUGGCUUACAGUGUCUAUUGCAGUAGAACGAUAUAUUUCAGUGUGUCAUCCAACACGCGCUAAGUCAAUCUGCACUAUACCAAGAGCACGAACUAUAUCUAUCUUUGUCUUUAUUACAAUGAGUAUUAUAACAAUUCCCUCUGCUAUGCGAUAUCAUGCGGUUUUUGUAACAGAUCAUAUUUACAACUUGACGUGUUAUGUUGUGCAGCCCACGCAUAUUGGCAACAACCAGGUUUUCAUGAAACCAUACACUUGGAUUCAAAAUUCCUUUCGUUCAAUAGUUCCAUUAGUGGUUCUAAUUAUUCUAAAUGCCAGAAUCAUAAACGAACUGAAACGUGAGCGUAUAAAAGGUAAGAGUCUCUCUGGCAGAAACAGAAUAACUCUGAUUAUGAUAAUAAUAAUAAUUGUCUUUCUUGUGUGUAUUACACCUGAUGCAGUUAUGUCCAUGUUCUUCGGAUUUGGUUACGUGGAAGAAAACAGUAUUGUUAAAGGAAUACGCGAAAUAACGGACUCAUUGUUGGCUGCUAAUUCCGCAUUUAACUUUGUUCUGUACUGUACCAUGAGCCAACAGUUUCGAGGGACAUUUUGUAAAAUAUUUGGAAUUACGUCUGUACAUAGCAAAAGAUCUGAGCGUGAUAGAUUAUUAAGUACAUAUACAAAGUCGGUGAAUGGACGUGUAUCUACACAUGAAAGCAAACCUGUGGCUCCUGUAAGCAACACCGAGUAUGAAGGAAAUUCUGCUCUUACUUUACAAGAAACAUUUGUUUAAAUUGUUUAUGCGCAAUGUACAUAGUUUUCGUCAUAUUGCAAAACACUGUCACUAACUUGGGGUUAUUAUUUAUGUUUCGUUCAUAAAAGAAAACAAUAUAUCCGGUUGUUACAUCAAUACUUUGUUCAUAACCAUUUGCCAAAACUACGUUCUGCAUGUAGAAGUAUGUGAAAAACUUCAACCCUGGUCGUAGCAUAAGAUUCCAAGGAAUUACAUCGAAGAUAUAUUUGACAUCAAAUUUAAUGCUACUGACAUUUGUGAGAAGUUAGAAUACGUGGCGAAUUUUAGAACAUCUGCAACAUUUAUUUGUAUGAAUAAUGUUUGGCGAUUCAUCAUUUAUCAAUAACACUUUUCUUUAAUGUGAAUCUUGAAAAUGGCUAACACUUGUUGAAAUAUAACAAUCAAUGUGUAUUGCCUGAUUUCGAUUUCUACAUGUUCUGUUGUAUAUUAUAAACUCUUAAUUAUUACAAGAAAAUACUAGAAACAUUGUACCAAAAAUAUUAUUCAAUACAUAUUUUGUUGAAGAGUUUAAUAAAAGAG